Messenger RNA from Gekko japonicus, 645 nucleotides. RefSeq names its product CDGSH iron sulfur domain 1 (gene CISD1). The transcript has 3 exons. Gene Ontology annotation, cellular component: intracellular membrane-bounded organelle; mitochondrial outer membrane. The record is from RefSeq and is a predicted model, not a curated record. Gene Ontology annotation, molecular function: 2 iron, 2 sulfur cluster binding. NCBI's taxonomy places the organism in Eukaryota, Metazoa, Chordata, Lepidosauria, Squamata, Gekkonidae. Bases 58 to 384 code for a protein of 108 amino acids. Gene Ontology annotation, biological process: regulation of autophagy.
GUCCUCUAUGGUCGGAAUAGGCAGUAGCUGUACAGCGUGAUCAGUGCAGGAAUAAUAAUGGGUGGCGGGUCGAAUUCUUCUGUGAGGGUUGAAUGGAUUGUAGCAGUCUCAUUUGCUGCUGGAGCAGCAGCUGUUGGGUACCUUGCUUACAAAAAAUUCUUCUCCAAGGAGAGAUGCUGUAAUGCAAUGGUCAACCCGCAUAUCCAGAAAGAUAAUCCCAAGGUAGUUCAUGCAUUUGAUAUGGAAGACCUGGGGGAUAAAGCUGUGUACUGCCGCUGCUGGAGGUCUAAGAAGUUCCCAUUAUGUGAUGGGUCUCACACAAAGCACAAUGAUGAAACAGGAGACAAUGUGGGACCUCUCAUCAUCAAGAGAAAAGAUGCAUAAACAUCGACUGAUUUGGACAACACGAAAACAUGAUCUUGUUGCAGCGCUUUGUGCUCACCUAUAAUUGAAGUAAAUGGAGAUCUUAAGUCAUUUCACUGAAGAUUUUUUUUUUAAGAAAUGGUACACAGCAGGUUGCAGCAUACAUAAUUCCACUGUGUUUUCCUUGCUUAAACACUACAGAAUGUUGGGAAUGAGUACUUGUGAUUUCCAGAUUUUAUUUGUCUUGUAAAGUGUUCAUUCUCAUUAAGUGUAAAAAAAAGA